GCAGGCGGUGGGAGGAGUAACGGGGAGAACGCUGGCUCUGCCUCCUCUGCGCUCCUCCUCCGGGUGGAAACGCGUCUCCGGGCUCCGGAGCGGACAUUUGCGUGGAGCACCGCCGGGGUUCGGGACUCCUGCUGCCGCGGAGCUGCUGAGCUCCACAUCGGCGCUGAUCGCCGGAUAAAAACCCUCCUUUUCUUUCCUUCUCCUCAGAUUCUGCCACACGCAGCAGACCGCCGCCUUCCGGUUCCGCUGAAAGAUUCUGCUGCUUUGUCGGCGUUCCGGUCCCGGUUCUGGUUCUAUGGGACUCCUGGAUUGAUUGAGACGCGCUGCUGCUGCUGCUGCUAAGUUUGGAGCAGCCCGUCAGCAGCGGGAGGAGCCGCGGAUCCGCCGCCGAGCACAGAGCCACGUCUGUCCGCCGGAGCGCUGCGGGCAGCGGGCAGACGGACGGACCGCCGCCGCGGGGAGGGCAGCGUUUCCCGGAGGCUCCUCACGAUCGGCACGGCCCGGCCCAGAGGGACUCCCUCGCUCUGAGGGACGCUCAGGAGCCGAGGACUGAAGCAGGGAGGAGGCGGGGCGACGUAGGCGCCAGGCAGGAGAGAGGGGCUUUGAAAGGAGGGAUUUGGGGGUCCACCCCCCCCCCACCCCCUCCACUGAACAUCCUCCUUUUUGCUGGUUUCUGGAUCACUGACACGCAGACAAAGGCCGAGAAUGUGCGCUGAAAGGAGUGUGGGGCAGAGCGGGACCAGGACUACAGCCUGGCUGCUGGCUCUGGCGUUGGCCGCCGUGGGUCUGAUGGCGCCGCCGGCCCGCGCCCAGGUGGAGGUGGACGUGGCGGGGGGGACGGUGCUGCUGGAGGCGGAGGGAGAGCUGGAGGCCUCCAUGCACUCGGCGCUGCUUCGUGACUUCCAGGAGGCGACGGAGAGCCUCCAGGAGACGGCGGCGCCCACGGCCUUCCCAGACUCCUCGGCGGUGGUGGGCCGCGUUUUCCAGAUCAAGGUGCCCAACAAGAUGGAGGACGGUGACCUGGGCGACGUGGUCAAGGUGACCGAGGUGGGGAAGGAGUCCCUGCCCGCCUGGCUGCACUGGGAUGUCAGCAGCCGAAUCCUGCGGGGGCUCCCUCUGGAGGAGGAUAAAGGAGUCCACUACAUCUCUGUGACCAUCUCCAACCACACCAAGCCCCCCUCCUCCUCCUCAGAGGUGUUCUCCAUCGAGGUGCACCCUGAGGACCACUUUGACGCAGACUCGUCUCCGCCGCUGUCCAACCAGGCAGCCGUCGAGGCUCACCUGCAGCCGUUCAUGUGCAGCGACGAGGAGCCCGUCACGGUCCUGACGGUGAUUCUGGACGCUGAUCUAACAAAGAUGAGCUCGGAGCAGAGGGUGGAGCUCCUGGACAACAUGAGGAGCUUCUCUGGAGUGGAGCUGCAGUUCAUGAAGAUGCUGCCCGUGGUCAACAACAGGCUGUUUGACAUGUCUGCGUUCAUGGCAGGUCCAGGCAACGCCAAAAAGGUGGUGGAGAACGGGGCUCUUCUGUCCUGGAAGCUCGGCUGCUCAUUGGACCAGACCACUGUUCCAGAUAUCGACAGUGUCCAGGGUCCAGCUAAAGAAGGUGCAAUGUCUGCCAAGCUGGGGUACCCUGUGGUGGGAUGGCACAUUGCUAACAAGAAGCCGCACGUCCCAAAGCGUGUGAGAAGACAGCUGAACAACACUCCGACGCCCAUUCUGGCUGUGCUUCCUCCGACGACAGCAGUGGAACCUCCAGUGAGGAUCGUCCCAACCCUCUCCUCUCCUUCUAUUGCUGCACCUACAGAAAGUUCUGCCCCUCCUGUACGAGGACCCGUGCCCCUUCCAGGAAAGCCCACAAUCAGAAUCCGUGACCCCAUUGCCCACACCCCAACCCUGGGGCCACCUCAACCAACAAGAGUAAUUGAGACCACCAGCACCAUUUCCAUUCAGCCAACCGUGGCCAGGCCCACCUAUGUGGUACCCACCGCCAUACCGCCCAUUCCACCCAAAAAGCCCUCCAAGAAACCUAGGAAGCCCAUCACCACUCCAAUGACCUCCACAUCCAGCGCGCCCACGGUCAGUUCCCCAUCACCUGGUGUCAUCCAUGAUCCAUCCAAUGAAGCGCCCAUCCUGAGGAACCCCAUUGACCAGGUCAACGCACUGGUGGGCACCUAUUUCGAGGUUAAAAUCCCUUCUGAUACGUUCUUUGAUAAAGAGGACGGACCAACGGACAAGCUGCGUCUCACCCUGAAACAGAAGUACAAUGAAGGGGUUGGAGACGAAUCCUGGAUCCAGUUCAACACCACCAGCCAGCUGCUGUACGGCCUGCCUGACGUCCGCCACAUUGGGAAACACGAGUACUUCAUGCAGGCGACCGACAAAGGUGGACUGGAUGCCAUCGACGCCUUUGAAGUGAGAGUGAACCGCUGGCCUGCCAACGACAAAACUCCGGUCCUGUUCACAGCCCGCUUUGAAGGAGACCCCCGGUCGGUCACUAACGACAUCCACAAGAAGAUCCUGCUGGUCAAGAAGCUGGCGUACGUACUGGGGGACCGCAACAGCAGCACAGUGAGUUUAAGGAACAUCAGCAAAGGGUCGAUUGUGGUAGAAUGGACAAACACCAGCCUCCCCCAGCACCCAUGUCCAAAAGAACAACUCAGAAAUAUGAGCAGGACGCUUGGAGAUGCAGAUGGAAGACCCUCACAGAGGUUCAGGAACUAUAUGGGGCCUGAGUUCAGUCCGUUGGAGGUGAAGGUGCGGGGCAAAGCAAGCUGCCGGACAUACUCCUUCAUCCCGCCCGCAGAGAUCGAGAUCCCAGAACCUUCAGCGGUUACUCCAGGUCUGGGAUCGAGCCGGCACAGCACAGAUGAUGUCUACCUUCACACAGUCAUCCCUGCUGUGGUGGUGGCGGCCAUCUUGCUGAUCGCAGGAAUCUUUGCGAUGAUCUGCUACAGGAAGAAGCGGCGGGGCAAGCUCACCAUUGAGGAUCAGGCCACCUUCAUCAAAAAGGGGGUGCCUAUCAUCUUCGCAGAUGAGCUGGAUGACUCCAAGCCUCCUCCCUCCUCCAGUAUGCCCCUGAUCCUCCAGGAAGAGAAGCCCCCUCUGCCCCCCCCUGAAUACCCCAACAUGGCCAGUCCGGAGACCACUCCCCUCAACCAGGAGCUGCUGGGGGAGUACACGGCUCUGCGAGACGAGGACCCCAACGCUCCCCCUUACCAGCCCCCACCUCCCUUCACCGCUCCCAUGGAGGGCAAGGGCUCUCGUCCAAAGAACAUGACUCCCUACAGAUCCCCACCCCCCUACGUGCCCCCCUAAGACUUGUUGGCCCCUCCCCUGAGAGGGUGGAGGGAAGCUCCAGGAACUGUGCUGGUUUCUGUCUGGACUUUUACAGGAAGAGAUGUCAAGAGGUGCUAAAGUUCCAAAACAACAGGAGACUAUGGUCUGGGUGGGUUUGGGAUGUCGGACCUGCUUUGAGGGACUACUGGUUCUGUGGUAGCCCAGGUCCUGCGAUGGCCUGGACAAGUCUCAUCCCAGUGGGCUUAUGGUUCCACCCAGCUGCUCAGAAGAAACACCUGGGAGAGCCACUCUCCCUCCUCAGCGUCUGAUUUUAUUUUCUUAGAUUUGAAUACUGGAUUCUAUUUUACGUUCUUCUUUUUCCCAGGAACUGGUUUUCUUUCUCACUGGACUGAAGUGUUGCCUAACAGCCUUUGUUGUGUCCCGCUUUUAAACGACACCAGAGCAGAAUAACGUGUCAGCGCACCUCUGCUGGCGUCAGAUUCUCCUCCAGGUCUGAGGAUCUCAACUCGCCACCGCAGGCGACGCAGACCAAGCGGAGGCCCAGAUGUGCGCGUGUGAACGAGUGUGUGUGUUGAUUCGGAUUCAUAGCGGUUUGCCUUUUAACUCUAUUUAUCUGUUUCUAUCCUUAUUCACAAUUUCUAGCAAAGCUGAGAAUAACAAGGUAGCCUAAAACGCCGUAGAGAUGAGUAACCAUUUGUUCUGUUUUUAAGUUCACUGCAUUUAUGGAAGACGGUUUUAUUUUGGGUGGAAAGAAUCGAGACAGGAUUAUCUUCCUGAAUCCUUGGGGGUGAAUUUUUUUAUUCCCGUAUUUCUACAAGACAAAUCAGCCACAACAUUUUGUCCCUUCAGCUGAUUCUGAAACGACAGAUGAGAAGAACUGGGUGGGGGGGGGGGGGGGGGGCUCAGCGGGCAGAACAACAUAGCAACCAUGAAAUCCUGGAAUAAUGCCUUAGUCAUCUCUGAUCCGACCAUCGCUGAUCAGGACGGCAGUUUGCUCUAAUACGUGAGAUAAAGCCGGUCUUGGCACAAUCUGUACUUUUGGUUUCAUAAACUAUGAGGUUUACUAACUAAUAAAUAACCAGGGUCCCGAUCUAACCGUUGGAGAGGAGACAGUUUUCAGAGUUAGAAACAUCCGAUUGGGUUCUGGUGGUAUCUCAGCCGCUGAGGAUGGUUUUAAAUGAUAGAAAAGCGGUUCUGUUAUGUGGGCCGUUAACAGGUAUCUAAUCCUGAAACGCUUCCUUGUUCCGUCUCUAAAUGAGUGAAUCUGAUCUGUAACACACUCCCCGGCCCAGAAAGAAUAAUCCAGUCGGUCCAGAAUUCGGUCUGCGUUACGUAAAAGUUGAGAUGUGACGGCGUUACAGGCAGUGACUGCAGCGCCCCACAGUGAUUCACACUGAGGGCAGAACCUGAUGAAGUUCUGGAGGGUCAUGUUGAGCAGUGGGCUGGGUACCCCUGUUACAAAGCAGAGCCCGGUGUCUGCGUGGUUCUGGUUCUGAUGUUCCAGAUCACUGGACCAGCUCAAUGUGACCCUGGUAGGCCUCCAUCCUGUAAGGUUCUGGUGACCGCCUGCAGCCCUACUGCUCCAUUCAUCCGUCCACCUCUGAUGCCCGCUGGUGUUGGUUGUGGACCCGUCGGUUCCUCUGGGUCCGGUCCAUCAGUGGACUGCAUGGACCCGGUCAGUGUUAAACCCAUCCGGGUUUUAACGGGUGUUCACGGCUUAGCGUCGGCGCAGGUUGGCCUUUCCUCUGCGGUACGGCGGGACUACAGCCCAGAAAUGUACUGUAAACCAGGGAUAGUUAUUUUUCUACGUGCCAUUGGGACUCUCCCAGAACUGAAGCAUUUAUUUCAGAUUUGUUUCCGGACGCAACGGAGAUAAUUGUUGCUGAGAUUCAGGAAAAGAAAAAAACAUUGAGUUUCCAGCCAGUUCCUCCAAGAAAAAGCAAUGAAACAUUUUUUUAAUUACUUUUUGAUACAGCCUCAAAUAGUUUAUUAAAAUGAUCACAAUUAAUGAUUAGUCUUCUUUGAUUUCUUUUAGCUUAGUUCAUGAUUCAGUUAUUUACACUUUUUUUUCUUGUCAUGGGUCACAUUUCCUGUCGGAUUGUUUUGCUGUGUUUGCAUCUCUAAUGUACCCCUAACACAGCGAUGGAAGGAGCCGUGUGGUUUGUUUCAGUUCUCCAUCCUUCUGUCUGAGGUCCAUUUGAAAGUGACCCUUUGCAAUAAUGGCGUUGGGCGUUGUGCAGCGACUGCUCCAUGCAGCCUCACGCCACCGACUCAUGCUGUCAUGACGUUGGUUAUUGCAGGAUGCCAAGACUUUUUUGCUUAUGGAGUGUGCAUUGUAAUAAUAAAACCAACUGGUACCUUAAUCACA
This is a messenger RNA of Fundulus heteroclitus (mummichog), 5665 nucleotides long. RefSeq names its product dystroglycan 1 (gene dag1). Gene Ontology annotation, cellular component: basement membrane; dystrophin-associated glycoprotein complex; dystroglycan complex. NCBI's taxonomy places the organism in Eukaryota, Metazoa, Chordata, Actinopteri, Cyprinodontiformes, Fundulidae. The coding region runs from base 706 to 3315 and encodes 869 amino acids. Gene Ontology annotation, biological process: axon guidance; muscle attachment; morphogenesis of an epithelium. The transcript has 4 exons. Gene Ontology annotation, molecular function: laminin binding; calcium ion binding. The record is from RefSeq and is a predicted model, not a curated record.